AUCUUCCGAGCCUGCUCAAGCGUGCUGCCAAAGCUGGGUGCAGCAUUUACGCUUUCGGCUUCGGCACGGACCAUGAUGCUCAGAUGCUUCACGAAAUUGCAGAAGUGGCGCGAACGCCGUUUACCUACGUGGAGAACACGGCAGCGGUUCCAGAGGCUUUUGCCGGUGUGGUGAGUGGCCUCUCCAGUAUUGUGGCGCAGCAGGUGCAGCUUUCAAUAAAGUGCGAUGCUGUGCUGAAAGAUGUAAAUACGCCGUUUCAGGUGGAACGCGACGGGGAACGUAAUGCCGUCGUAACGAUACCAGACAUUUUCGCAGAAGAGCGCAGGGACAUUCUGCUUGAGCUUUCCGUUGCCGAG
Molecule: messenger RNA, 356 nt
Organism: Symbiodinium pilosum
Lineage: Eukaryota; Dinophyceae; Suessiales; Symbiodiniaceae
Source: the annotation of a GenBank genome assembly